AUGGCUCCAGCCGAACUUUUGGAAGUCCAAAUACCUACGGACGUGAUACACGUUAUACUCUCAUUCCUCCAGGAAGACCACAAAUCGCUAUACUCUUCCUCACUCGUCUCGAAGGAAGUGAAUGAAUGUGCAGUCCCAUUACUUUAUCGUUCUGUAUCGAUGAAUAGUCAAGCCCAUAUCCAAUCUGUGACCGCAAUGCUGAAUAAUGGCACAACCUACAACCAACUUGCCCUGUCGCAUGUCAAAGAACUCAUGAUUUCUUGCGAAGGAACUCCUACGGAAAUGCUUCCUAAGUGUAUUAAUCUCAGCUCUCUACAUUGGCACGAGUCAUUGAGAUCCCAUGUGAAUCUACUGCCUAUUGCCCUCACUACAUUCACAGCAAUGAGGUUAAAGUGGGAUGACAAGGCUUGGAAGGCUCUAGUCCAACAGUGCCCAAAUAUCACGUCCCUAAAUAUUGAACUGAAUAGGGAUGUCAAGGCCAUUCAAUACGCAUUGGAACAUCUGCAGUUGAAGGAAUUCAAACUGGAGACUUCAGCCGAGAUAUCCUUCCCAAUCUUCAACAUGGCAAGAAGCAAUUCGACGCUGGUCAAGCUCUCAAUGUCGGGCAUGAUAUUGCCAACGUCGACAUUGAAAGAUUCUAGUAUGGAUAUAUUCCCCAAUCUUGAGUCUGUAUCUUUCUCCAGUGUAGAGUUUGGGGCUGAUGUAUUCAUGAGACUGCUAGGAAGUACUUCUCGCAGACUUCGAAAAGUGUAUAUUGAAGAUGUGGAAGGAAUGUCUCCGGCCGAUCUAAGCCGUAUAGUCCAACAAUCCUCCCGCUUCAUCGAGCUACUGGAUGUCUUCCCAUCCAAUAAGACCAUUAUAGAGGCUCGACUAUUCGAACUGGAGUUACCCAAACUAUCGUCGUUAAGGUGUAGAACCAUAGAUGCGGCUCGUGGUGGAUUCUUUAGGUUUAUGACAGAGAGAGGACACCAAUUGAAAUCGCUUGUCCUGUUUGGACCAAGAAGCCCUUCGACUCCUACUCCUGAAUGUUUGAAAAUAGUAAAUACCAUCGCGUCAACAUGCAUAAAUCUGAGAACACUGCUACUCUACAAUGUCCGUAUAAGACUGUCCACAGUAAAGGAACUGCUAGUCUCGGCAACGGAUCUUCGAUAUCUCUUUUCCAAGCUGGAACAAGAUGAACCGGACGUGUCUCUCGCAAGCAUAGUCAUUACACAGCAGGAACAGUUUCCCAAGUCACUCUCAGUUAUAGCGAUACAACCAUAUAAUCAAACACCAAUGCAAAGAUACAGUCCAUUACCACCACAACAUAGUAGGCCAGAAUCCCCUUCCGUUUCGGCUCCGCCGGGGAGCAAUCAGCCCGGCAUUCGACAUUCGCCUGCCCCCAAUGAGUCAAUGGAACAGCCAGUUCAACUUACCUAUAAUGGAUAUGUAGGAACUACUGCUGAGGCUCUGAUCAUUAUUGAAGCCUGUAGGCUAGGACGUCUUCCAAUAGUAGCUCGACGCUUGACGGAUGGGGAGAGACUAAACUUGAUAAAGUCUGGCGCUGUCUUUGUAUUCAACGGCACGGCCUCUGGGAUAAAACGAUGGACCGAUUCUCUACAGUGGACUCCGUCACGUGUCUCUGGUGCCUUCCUGGUGUAUAGUGAAUCGAAGAGCCGCCAUGGAAUAAAAUCUCGCCUGGCUGCAGAUGUCAAGGAUGAUGGGUUGAUCAAGAAAACCAUUGCUAUCACGACUGAAGACAACGUAAAAUACCAUCUGGUUGCAUAUCACGCUGAAGCAGACAAACAAACACUCAGGGUGCCUAGUGACGACCCGCUGCUUCGAGAUAUCCCAGUCCCGGCACAAACAUCCAGAAUAAGAGAGCGAGAAGGAGGCCCUAGUCAAUCACACUCUCAGUCUGGAUCUCCGAUUGAACACGACCGUCAUGCUUUUAGUGCAAGCGAGCCAGUGACACCAGAGUAUCAAACGACAGCCGAAGCUAGUCUCUACAGUGGCGACAAUAACAGACUACACCAAUAUAAUGCUACGAAUUGGCAGUCCAUAACAUAUGAUCCCUUAACGCCACCAACCACGGCUCCUCCAGUAGAAAGGAGUCCACAUAGAGACCUCCUCUAUCCAAUACAACUGCCAGCUCAGACACCACGGCUCCGAUAUCAUCCAUACUCGCCAACGCAAGUAGGAGCAAUCAUGAAUCCAUCAGUGUCACUUCCACCAAAUCGCGGCCUCACCAACAAUGCAGGCCCCGAUGUGGAUCAGCAACAGCAAAGGCGUCUAUUCUUUGACGAUUGGAUUAGGAAUCGUACUCUUCCUCUACCAUGGUCUAGCCCAGCCAGGUCGACCUCAUCAGCAAUGGUGGUAUACGGGCCUCCAGCCUUAUUACCCUCAUAUAACCCGAGUACUUCAGCAGAACGACUACCAUCUAUAAACUACGUAAUGACCAACAGAGCCAUGCCGUUGCCUAAUAACGAUUCUAUAGAUCAAGUGAAGGAAAUGUUCUAUCAUGGUUGGGACAAUUACAUGAAAUAUGGAUUUCCUGCUGAUGAAUUGAAUCCACUUACGUGUACUGGACGCAGUAGAGAUGAUUCGAAUCCGAAUGCAUUUAACGUCAACGACGUACUAGCAGGAGUCUCAGUGACAUUGAUCGACACUUUGGACACAUUCGUCGUUAUGAACGAUCCAGGAAACUUUACUCGUCUUGUAAACCUCGUAAUAUCUAGGGGUCCCAAACAACUAGACGUUGACUCCCGUGUGCAAGUGUUCGAAACCACAAUUCGUAUCUUGGGAGGUCUGCUCUCUGCUCAUCUCCUCACAACAAACCCAGCUUUUCCCGAUUACCGAAUCGCUGGAUACAAUAACGAAUUGCUGGCGCUAGCUGAAGAGUUGGGAAAGAAAUUGUUGCCAGCUUUUGAUGCUUCGCCAACAGGGAUUCCGUAUGCGCGGGUUAAUUUGAUGUAUGGGGUGCUGCCAUGGGAGGUUAACGAUACUUGCACGGCUGGUGCGGGAACGUUGAUUUUGGAGUUUGGGAUAUUGAGUAGGCUGACUGGGAAUAAAGUGUUUGAGAGGGUGGCGAAAAAGGCGCUAAGAGCUAUAUGGGAGAGGAGGUCAAAGUUGGAUCUUUGGGGAAAUUCGCUUAAUAUUCAAACUGGGAAGUGGAUUCAUGCCAUGAGCGGGAUUGGGGCUGGCAUUGAUUCCUGGUACGAAUACCUCCUCAAAGCCUACAUCUUAUUCGGCGACAUCGAAUACCUAGACAUGUUUGAGACAGCCUACGCAGCAGUCCUAUCUCACAUGCGAGACACGAAUGGAUUUGUGUACAAGAAUGUAAAUAUGGAUAACGGUCAACUGACUACCACAUGGGUUGACUCUCUUGCAGCCUUCUUUCCCGGCUUACAGAUCCUAUACGGAGAUAUAGAAAACGCGAAAAGACUGCACCACCUCUAUUUCUCAUUAUGGCGACGCUUCAAAUCAUUGCCUGAACGAUUCGAUUGGACAGGACGCAGUGCUAUUGUGCCACAUUAUCCGUUACGGCCAGAGCUGAUUGAGUCAACGUAUAUGCUGUAUAGAGCUACGAGAGAUCCGUUUUAUCAACAGGUUGGAGAAGAGAUUGUGGAUGAUUUGAAUUCGCUGAUGAGGGUAGAGUGUGGGUUUGCUUCAUUGUCGGAUGUUGUCAGCAAGACUAGAGCUGAUAGGAUGGAGUCGUUUUUCUUGUCUGAGACUUUAAAGUAUCUGAUGCUGCUAUUUGAUGAUGACAAUGUGCUUAAUCGCAUGGAUUCCAAUUAUGUAUUUUCAACGGAGGGCCAUAUGCUCGUGUUGCCAUAUAUCUAUACCAAUCCAUCAUAUAAUGUAGAUAAUGAUACUCAACCAUACCAACCGCAACAUAUUGAAGGACGGCAACACGAACGAAAGAUGACAUGCCCAACACCAGAACCUGUACCGCCCUUUUCCUUCCAGAAUCAGAGGCUGAAAAGCAAAAGAAUGUAUCCACCGAUACCGAUGGAGAAAACGAAAGCCAUACAUCGGUUUGUGGGAUUGCCAGAGGACAUGGAUCCGAUUGUAGAUGAAGCUAUGUGUAAUACGCAAGUUAUGCUUUCUCAGCAACCUCUAAUGAUUCUGAGUGGACAGACCUUUGAUGUCAGAGUUGAACCACCACCUGGUGUCAGCGUGCCGCCAGCAAAACUUGUUCGGUUCUCAUACGGUUUUGCCACGGCAAGUGUAGCAGGCCUUCAUUUGAAGAUUGAGCUAGACAUUGCGUCUCCAGAUGCAUUCAUAAUAACAUCCGUAACAGAACCAGCAAAACCGCAAACAAGUCAAAUCAUCAAAGCAGGACAAGUGAUUAGAGCUCCCAAAUUCGGCAUGGCGUUUUUACAGCACAAUUAUUCCAGUAUUGUGCAGCAUCCACCUGUUGUAAACAUUUCGUUAUAUCUAGAAGGCAGGCAGUAUUUCGCACUGCUAGCUGCCUUUGGACGUGAUGUAGCGCCAGGUGAAUGGAUGGAUGUUGUUUUACAGCCGUUAUUAGAUGCACAUGGUGUGCUAUGGGAUGGAUGUGCAGAAUACAAGGAUAUGGAUGUCGCAGGUCGAGUUCCACUCGUGCUACGAGGCCAAUGCACAUUUGCAGACAAGGCCACAUUUGCUCAACGUGCAGGUGCAACAGCCCUACUAGUAAUAGCACGAGAUAAUCGCCCGUUCACCAUGUCUGGAAGCAGCAACGCCGAAAUCGACGGGUCUAUAGAUAUACCUGUUGCAAUGCUAGGCAUUCCGUUUCUACGACACGUUUUAUCGCUAGAUAUCGAUUCUGUGGAUGCGAUUAUAUGUGGACCGAGACUUAAUGCUGAUAUAGAGUGUGGAAUCACGAUAGAAGAGGAGGCACAUCUGGGGACGUUGUAUAAGGCUGAUACGAUGAUUCAAUUUUCAAAUCUGCCUGUGAGGAAUAUGGAUGUUGUUUGGGGAUUGUCGGGGCGUGAACGGCGUGUGCUGAAAUCUGGGAGGGUGUUGGCGAAUGGUAUAAAUGGUGUUUUGGAUAAAGGUCAAGGCAUCGGUUGUGCUGGAGGAUCCGUGAAAGAGGGACUUUGUUGCAGAGAUCUUGUUGGAUUGGAAGUUGGGAGAAUGGGACCGUGCAAGACUUCAUAUGUGAGACAUAAUGUUCGGCGAGUUCGAGCACUAGCGCGUAUGGAAGAACGGGGUUUGGGGCCAGUUAGAAGUAUAUCUUGGAUGUCAUGGCUGUUUCCCUAG
Messenger RNA from Synchytrium microbalum, 5226 nucleotides. RefSeq lists its product as uncharacterized. The transcript has 15 exons. Bases 1 to 5226 code for a protein of 1741 amino acids. Gene Ontology annotation, biological process: endoplasmic reticulum mannose trimming; carbohydrate metabolic process; mannose trimming involved in glycoprotein ERAD pathway. The record is from RefSeq and is a predicted model, not a curated record. Gene Ontology annotation, molecular function: calcium ion binding; mannosyl-oligosaccharide 1,2-alpha-mannosidase activity. NCBI's taxonomy places the organism in Eukaryota, Fungi, Chytridiomycota, Chytridiomycetes, Synchytriales, Synchytriaceae. Gene Ontology annotation, cellular component: endoplasmic reticulum; membrane.